Pygocentrus nattereri (red-bellied piranha) is the source of this 2939-nucleotide messenger RNA. RefSeq names its product very long-chain acyl-CoA synthetase-like. Bases 44 to 1939 code for a protein of 631 amino acids. Lineage: Eukaryota; Metazoa; Chordata; Actinopteri; Characiformes; Serrasalmidae. The transcript is spliced from 10 exons. Gene Ontology annotation, molecular function: long-chain fatty acid transmembrane transporter activity; long-chain fatty acid-CoA ligase activity. The record is from RefSeq and is a predicted model, not a curated record.
GUGACCUGUACUGUGAACUCUAAGUUGACGUUGCCUGGCUUUAAUGUCCAGUCUUCUUACUCAGAAAACCAAACUGACUGCAACUGAUCUGCCAAAAAUGGACAUAUUUUACUCUGUUUUAUUGGGAGCAGGUUUGACUGCAGCUUUUUUCUUCUUUAAAUUUCCUCAUUUCCUGCAGGACUGCAGGUACAUAAUGAGUAUGCUGUGGGUCGGAUCUAAAAGGGAGAAGUUUCGGGAGAGAAACUACACACUUCUGGACAGUUUUUUGGAUCGGGUGCAGAAACAGCCUCACAAGUCGUUCAUUGUGUUUGGGGAUGAGGUGCACUCCUACCUGCAGGUGGACCAGGAGAGCAAUAAGGUGGCCAGGGCGCUGCAGGCACACAGCGGGUCCACGAUGGCGCUAAUGCUGGGAAACGAGCCAGCGAUGGUAUGGAUCCUGAUGGGUUUGUUUAAGAUCAACUGUGCUGUGUCUCUGCUCAACACCAACAUCAGAGCCAAAUCCCUCCUACACUGCUUCAACUGCUGCACAUCUUCAGUCCUCAUUGCUGGAGCAGAGUAUCGGGAGGUGGUGUGCGACGUGCUGCCGGAGCUGCAGGCGAAGCGUGUGUGUGUGUAUGUGCUGGGUGAUGAUGGCGGGGUCGAGGGUCUGCACAACCUUGCUGAAAAAAUAGAGCGACAACCAAACACACCUGUACCUCCCUCCCUCAGAGAGAACAUCAGCAUGAACAGCCCUGCGCUGUACAUCUACACUUCAGGAACCACAGGUCUUCCUAAAGCUGGCCUGGUUCUACACAGCAGGCUCAUCAACUCAUCUCUGUUCCUCUCUAUGUUGGGUGUGAAGUCGGAUGAUGUUCUUUAUAUCCCGUUACCUCUUUAUCACGCCGCAGGGUUGCAGAUCGGUCUGGCGGGAGCAAUAGAACUAGGGAUCACAGUGGUGCUGAGGAGGAAGUUCUCAACAUCCCAGUUCUGGAAGGACUGCAGGAAGCACGAUGUGACGGCGUUCCAGUAUAUCGGAGAGACCAUGCGCUACCUCUGUAACACACCCGAGACAGACAAUGACCGUCAGCAUAAAGUCAGACUGGCCAUUGGGAACGGGCUGCGGGCCGACGUGUGGCAUGAUUUCCAGCGCAGGUUUGGACCUUUGGAAAUUACAGAGUUCUAUGCUGCCUCUGACGGAAACAUAAGCUUUGUAAACUACAUUGGGAAAGUGGGCGCUGUGGGCAGGGUCAACUUCUUCCACAAGAAAGUGUUUCCAUAUGCACUGAUUCAGUUCGAUGCUGAGCGAGAGGAACCAGCCAGAAACAACAAGGGGCAUUGUGUUCCUGUUCCAACAGGUGAAACUGGUCUCCUGGUGGUGAAGAUAACGAAGGUGGCUCCGUUUGCGGGCUAUGCGGGGAAUCCGGAGCAGACAGAGAAGAAGAGGCUGCGGGACGUUUUCCAGCCGGGAGAUGUUUACUUAAACACUGGAGAUCUGCUGAAGAUCGACCACAGCAACUUCAUCUACUUCCAGGAUCGAGUGGGAGACACCUUCAGGUGGAAGGGGGAAAACGUGGCCACCACUGAAGUUGCUGAUGUCCUAGGUAUGCUGGAUUUCAUUGAAGAUGCCAACGUUUAUGGUGUGAAAAUUCCAGGUCAUGAAGGUCGGGUUGGAAUGGCAGCGGUCACUCUGAAGGAAAACCUCGAGUUCGACUGCAGAGAGGCGUUUAACCACGUCACCGGCGUCCUGCCUGUUUACGCCAGACCGAGAUUCAUCCGCGUCCUGGAGUCCAUGGAGCUCACGGGCACGUUUAAGCAGGUGAAGGUGAAGUUGGUGAAGGAGGGGUUUGACCCCAAGGUCGUUCCUCCGCCCCUCUACGUCCUGCACGAGAGCAGCCGCAGCUACGUCCCCCUCACGCAGACCUACUACAGCUCCAUUGUAGGGGGGGAGAUUCGCUUCUGAACAUGCAGCGCCACCCUGAGGGACUGACUGGUUUAACAGGUUAAACCAAAACCUGGAAACAUGCUCGCUGCUAAUGCUAGCUGCCUCUCUGAGCUGUGUAGGCCCCUCUAAUCACUGCUUUGCUGAGCAGCACGUCUCAUACCUGCUGCUCUGUGAGCUCCAUUGUUGCAGGACCAAAAUGGUCAAGCUGGUCACCAAGUUUUAUCAAGCUGGUCAUACUGGUCUACUAGCUUGGUCAAACUGAUCAUGUUGAACCCCCAACUUGGUCAAGCUGGUCAUACUAAUCCCCCAACUUGGUCAAGCUAAUCAUAUUGGUCCCCCAACUUGGUCAAACUUGUCAUGUUGGUCCACCAGCUAAACCAGUCAAAGUCAAAGGAAAACAUAUCAUAUGCUGGUCUACAAAUUUAACCAGCUUGAGCCCAACUCCAGGCUGAUUUUAGCAAGAUUUUGUUUUUUACAAAUGAUUGAUUAGAUUAUUGAUACCGAAAGUUUUUAAUGUGUUUAGCGUGGAAGCUCGUGUGGAAUGUGUGUUUAGAGUGUAAUUCUCCUGUCUGGAGGUGAAACUGUAAAAAAUUAUCCACGCUGUUUUUGCUCUGCGUGGCCGUGAGAGCUUCAAUGGUUGUGAUGAUCAGCUGUAAUUCCAAUAUUGGAAAAAUAAUUAUUCCCAUUUAUCUGUGAAUACUGUUGACCGCUGAUGUGUCCUGUAACUGUAGUGUGUUCAGUGAUGACUGAAUUUGUUUCUGAACAAUCAGACAAUCAGUUCCUGAAUCUGAAUCAUCACUGAGUUUAAUGACUGGUGUUGUGCUGCCCUCUUUCUUUCAGACCAGGUACAGCAGGACCUGCUCAGUUGUCUUGAUCAGAUCUCAGAUGAGAAUAUACACUAUAUUUCCAAAAGUAUUCACUCCCCCAUCCAGAUCACUGAAUUCAGGUGUUCCAGUCACUUCCAUGACCACAGGUGUAUAAAGCCGAGCCCCUCGGCCUGCAGACUGCUUCUACAGAC